AUGAUAGUGCACAUUUAUCAAUCCCUCCUCCUACUCUUGUUAAAAAAUAUUUACAUCACCACAGUAAUUAGGAGUAAAGCAGUUGAAGCACAUAAAAUGAGGAGGAACAUCAUGACCAGAAAGAACUCUUGCGUUAAAACUGAAGGUGUAGUAGUAAUGGGAGGAAAAAAUGAAACCCGCAAGAAAGGCCUUACCCAUUUAUUCGUACAUACCAUCAAUGGGGACAAAAAAAGGGUACUUAAGAAAGUCAAAAAAGAAUGUAGAAGAGGGGGAAUCAAGCGGGAGGGGAUGAUGGUUUGCGUCCAUCCUCCAAACGGAAGCGACACAAAGAGUAUGAAGGUGCAGAAUGUAUCCAGUGGAACUCCAUACUUUGUAAUAAAAAACUUCCAACUCAAGUGGAAAAAAAUUAAUGUGAGCAAAAAUGAGCUACAACUAAAAUAUUGCUUCUUGAUUGGACAGGAAUUUUGUUUCAGCGAAGUGUGUAGGGAUACCUACAUCGGGUUGGUGAAUAAAAAAAUUUACCUCUUUAAGGAGACGGACGAGGGGAUCUUCUACCAGUUCGUUUAUGAUCGGAGCGGUGCGUCCACUGCUACACUUAGCGGUACAUGCACUAACGGAAAGGAAAAAAAGGAGCGACAAAGUAACAACCCAGACAGUGCACACACGAACGAUCAACACGACCAAGAUGUAAGCGACUUUUUCAAUCUACAAUUUCCUUUAAAUAAACACAUAGAGAUGUGGAAAAGAAAAGACAAAAGGAUGAAAGAAAUUACAAAUAAAAUUAGGGGGUUGAGAAUAUUAAAGGCUAACUCCGUGGAAUCAUUUUUCUCCUUUCUUUGUUCUACUAAUAAUAACAUUCCCAGGAUAACGCUCAUGAUAGACUGCCUCAGGAGGCGCUACGGAAGCUUCCUCGCCACAGUCAUUUUCUGCGGCCAGGAUGUGCUGGUGAAGGUUAGGGAGGACGGGGACGCAGCAGGGGUUGCCUCUAUUAGGAGUCAACAGGACGUUGGCGUGAUGAAGACGGAUCAACGGCGCGUCCGCCUCAAGCGCGAUGAGACACAAUCAGUGCGAGUUAAAGGGGAGCCCCUCCAAAAUGGGGACCCAGCGGAGGGGGAACGAUCAUCCAUUUCCCCACUGAAGAAGGAACCGCAAAUGCGCGUUCGCGUGAAGGAGGAGUACCCACAAAAUGGGGAAGAAGAGGCGGAACAAAAUAGACACGUUGAAGACGCCGAGAGAGGGAAGAACAGAAUCUUCUACGAGAACCUAAAAACGGUCAUCAAGGAGGAAAGGCAGAUGAAGAUUUUUCCCUUUUAUGAAUUCCCAAGUAUAAAAAUAAUAUCCAAGUUGAAGGAGGAAGAUUUAAGGAACUUAGGUUUCGGCUAUAGAAGUAGCUACGUUAUUGAAAGUGCGAAAAUGUUAGUGGAAAGAGGAAGUGAAGAAUGGAUUGAGGAUCUUAAAAAGGAGAAAAAGACAAAAAAUUGCAUUGACCAAUUAAUACUCUUCCCAGGUAUAGGACUCAAAGUAGCCAAUUGCAUUUGCCUCUUCGGUUUAAAUAAAUUUGACUGUAUUCCCAUAGACACACACAUAUAUGACAUCAUUUACAAGUACUACCAAAACAUUGUGGAGUCUGAGUGCGCGCCGAUUUCGCGUGGCACUGCGGUUGGGGUGGAUAAGGUGGUGAAUGGGGUGAAUGGGGCGAGCAGGGCGAAUGCCGCUGGAGCAACUCCGAUAAAAGGUAAGAAGAAGGCGAAGACAACCACUAGACAGGACACGCCCACUUGUGGCGAACACGUGCUCAAACGGGAAGGUGAUAAAGGGACAAAACCCAAUUCGAAAACAAAUCCUUCCAAGACGCAGAAGAAGGCCCUGACAACUUCUCUCUACAUCAGGCUGUACACAAGACUGAAGGACUUACUGGGGCCAAAUUGCGGGUGGGCACAAACCAUCCUUUUCGUGUCCGAGUUGAAAAAGUUCAGCCACCUGUUUGAGUAG
Messenger RNA from Plasmodium fragile, 1992 nucleotides. RefSeq lists its product as uncharacterized. Gene Ontology annotation, molecular function: damaged DNA binding; 8-oxo-7,8-dihydroguanine DNA N-glycosylase activity. Bases 1 to 1992 code for a protein of 663 amino acids. The transcript has a single exon. The record is from RefSeq and is a predicted model, not a curated record. Gene Ontology annotation, biological process: nucleotide-excision repair; base-excision repair, AP site formation; base-excision repair. NCBI's taxonomy places the organism in Eukaryota, Apicomplexa, Aconoidasida, Haemosporida, Plasmodiidae. Gene Ontology annotation, cellular component: nucleus.